Messenger RNA from Cryptomeria japonica (Japanese cedar), 2178 nucleotides. RefSeq lists its product as uncharacterized. The record is from RefSeq and is a predicted model, not a curated record. The transcript has 5 exons. The coding region runs from base 1 to 2178 and encodes 725 amino acids. NCBI's taxonomy places the organism in Eukaryota, Viridiplantae, Streptophyta, Pinopsida, Cupressales, Cupressaceae.
AUGUCCAACCUGAUGACCCAAUUUAUGGCUAGUAAUAUAGAUCAGCACCAAAAUAAUGGAAGACAGAAUAAUCAACAUCAAAAUAAUGGGGGAAACAGUGGGGGUAGAGAUGAACAGUCUGUCAAUAAUCAGCCAAAAAGAACAGGAACAGCUAGACCUUUUAUGCCUACAUUUACUGCUAGAAACCAGCCGCCUAAAAAUGAACCUACAAUAAGAGAAAUACAGGAAGAAAUACAUCAAGAUUGGUUUGAUUCUAAAGAUCCUGAAUUGCAUCUUAAAGAUUUGACUCAGCUUAAACAAACUGGAACUGUUGAACAAUAUAUUUCUGAAUUUGAAAAAUUGGCAGUUUUAGUUACUGAAAUUUCAGAAAGACACGAGAUUGUAAUAUUUAUAGAUGGAUUGUUAGAUAAAGAAGAAAGGGAAGAACUCAGAAAGAAAAAACUAUGUUUCAGCUGUAGAGAGUCAUGGCAGCCAGGACAUAGAUGUUUGGGAAAGGGGAAAAUUCAUUAUAUUAAGGUUAUGUCAGAUAGUGACGAUGAAGAGAAUGUUGAUCCUAAUAUAGAAAAUGUACCACAAAACACAAAAUCAAGGACAGGAACUAAACAUGGAGAAGGGGUAAUAGCAUCUAUGACAAGAACACCGCAUUAUAAUAUCUUCAGAGUUAGAGGGGUUUUGAAUGGGCAGUGUGUGGUUGUCAUGCUUGAUAGUGGUUCUACUCAUAAUUUUAUAGAUGUAGCUCUUGUGGAAAAACGUGGAUUGCAAACUGAAAAACAUGAAGGUUUUGAUGUUAGAGUAGUAGGUGGAACUAAUUUGUCCAGUACUCAUAAAGUCCCUAAAUUGAGUAUUACUCUUGGCAAUUAUAGUGUUACCGAUUAUUUUUAUGUGAUUGACUUGGUUGAUACAAAUGUUGUUUUGGGCAUUCAAUGGAUGGAAACAUUAGAUGAGUACACGCAGAGUUUUAAAAGAUCGGAUUUUUCUUUUAAGAUUGAUGAUAAGAAAGUAGUACUUCAGGGUAUGUCUAACAGUGGUCCCAGAAUCGUUACUGCUAAAAGAAUGGAGGCUAUUUUCAGACAUGGAGAUGUGGCAUGUGAUAUUCCUCCAGGAGUUCCACCUGAUAGAGGAUUUGAACAUACUAUUGAAUUAGAAGAAGGACAUAUGAUUAGUGCUACAGGUGUACAAGUUCAUCGGGAAAAAAUAAGAGCCAUUUUGGAUUGGCCACCGCCACGAAGUCUCACAGAUUUACGAGGAUUCUUUGGAUUACGUAGUUAUUACAAAAGGUUUGUUAGAGGGUUCUCACAGCUAGGGGCACCGUUGACAGAUCUUACCCAAAAGGGGGCAUUCCAUUGGACAGGGGAGGCACAACAAGCUUUUGAGAAACUGAAAAAGGUAAUGAGCUCUUGCCCAGUACUUGCACUCCCAGAUUUUAAUCAACCUUUCGUCUUGGAAUGUGAUGCAUCUGGUGAAGGAAUAGGAGUAGUUUUAAUGCAAAAUAAACAUCCUAUAGCAUAUGAAAGCAAGAAACUAUAUAAUCUAGAGAGAUUGUAUUCUAUCUAUGACAAAGAAAUGUUGACAAUCAUGCACACAUUGGCAAAAUUUAGACAGUAUUUGGUUGGUGGCAAAUUUGUAGUCAGAACUGACCAUAACAAUUUGAGAUAUUUCUUGGGACAAAAAGACUUGAAUGACAGGCAGCAAAAGUGGAUCAGUAAGAUCCAAACUUAUGAUUUCGAAAUUGAAUAUGUGAAAGGUAAAAACAAUGUGGUUGCAGAUGCACUAUCUAGAAGGCCUGAAAUAAAUGCAUUAUCUGUAAUAACAGCUGAUUGGAAAUCUUUAUUGCUGGUAGAAUAUUCUAAGGAUUCUUUUGCUUGUGAUUUGUUAGAUGGUAAUACACAAGACGAUAAAUAUAAGGUUGUAAAUGAUGUUAUUUAUUACAAAGACAUAAUUUAUUUGAUUCCAGGAUCGAAGUUGAAAGAGAAAAUCCUCCAAUCAAUGCAUGAUGUUCCUUUAGCAAGGCAUCCCUGCUACUUCAAAACUUAUCAGCAGAUAAGAGAAAGAUUCACCUGGAAAGGACUAAAGAAUGAUGUCCUCCGUUAUGUCAAAGAAUGCAUCACUUGUCAACAAAAUAAAGCAGAGCAUACUUAUCCUGUGGGUCUAUUGCAACCUUUGCCUAUACCGGAAUAG